AUUUCUGGCUUGGGCACCAGGAUGGCACAAUUUGAGGACAUCAUCUCCAAAAGUGAUCAAGUCGAUUCAGGAUCUCCUUCUGUUUACCAGCUGAGAACAAAGAAACAGAAGAGUGGAUCUCUGACUCUAACUGUUGGUGAAAAACAAGAGACCAAACCAAAUAAAACCAUCUUACUAGUUGGUGAAACAGCAACAGGAAAAUCUACUCUGGUCAACGCUCUGUUCAACUACGCUGUGGGAGUGAAGUUUGGGGAUGAUGUCUGGUUUCAGCUUGUAGAGGAUCAGACAGGAAGUCAGACAUCAGAUGUGAUCGUCUAUCAGAUCUUUGGUUUUGAGGAUCAAACUCUGCCGUUCUCUCUGACCAUCAUUGAUACGCCUGCAUUUGGAGACACACAAGAUCCUGAUCAUAUCAGGACCAACCAGCGAUUAAUGGAGUUAUUCCAAUCAGCUGAUGGGAUCCAGGAAGUUCAUGCAGUAGGUCUGGUGAUGAAGGACGAGGAGAAUCCAGUCACUGACCAACUGAAGAACAUCUAUGAUUUCAUCAAGUCUCAGUUUGGAAAAGAUGUGAAGAAAAACAUCAUAGCUCUGAUGACAAACUCACAGGGAAAACCACCUAGAAAAGUUCUUCAAGCUCUUGAAGCUGCAAACAUUAAAUGUGCCAAAAAUGAGAAGAAUCAACCAUGUAUCAUCCAGUUUGAUAACUGCCAGGAUGAGGAGAGAACAGAAGAAUCUGAAUUAUCUAUAGAAAAUGCUUGGAAAGUAACAGAAAGAGGAAUGAAACAGUUCAUAGCCUUUCUGGAAAAAUCUCCACCUCUCCAGCCUGAAGUUAUAUUGGAACAUCAUAAAGAACGGAUCAGACUGACAGCCUGCAUCCAGAACCUGCUGGAGAGAAUCAGGUUCACUGAGUUAAAAAUGAGAGAUGUUGAACGAACUCAAGAAGCUCUUAGGAUUAACAAUCAGAAGAUGAAAAGGGAUAAAAGCUUUAAUGUAUCUAUCCCUGAGGCCUACAAAGACCUGCAGCCUCCUAGAGAUGGAAGAUGUAGUUAUGAAACAUCUCUCUGCUGUCCUGUUUGUAAGGAGAACUGUCACUAUCCUGGAUGCACAAAGGCUUUAAAUCCUGAACAGUGUGAAGUGAUGAUAGAUGGAAAAUGUACUUCAUGCACCAACAAGUGUCCUGCAUCAGAUCAUGUUAAACAAAAUCGGCAAUGUGUGAUCAGGACCAACAAGGUUGAGAAGACUAAAGAAGCUUUAAAGAAACAGGAAGAUGAGAUGGAGAGGGAUAUAAACUUCAGUAUGGAAGUUGAUGAGGUCUACAAGGAAAAAGAACCAAUCAGAGGAGGGAAGUGGGGGUUGGUGUUUUUAGAAGGAGCUGUCACCUGUUCAGUCUGUGAGGAAAACUGUCACUAUCCUGGAUGUACAAUGGCCCAGAAACCAGCACACUGUGAGGUCAUCAAGAAUGGUCACUGCACAGUUUGUACCAACAAGUGUCCUGCAUCAGUUCAUGUCAAAGAAAACUGGAGUUAUGUGACAAAGACCAGAAAAGUUCAGAAAACCCUGGAGGCUGUGAAGGAGAAAUAUGAUCAGAAUAAAGCAGAAUGUGAGAACAAAUCAACUCUUUUGGAAAACCUUGAAAAGGAAACCAACAAUCUGACAGUAGAAAGGUCGGAGCUGCUGGAUGAGGCCUACAGUCAUGUUAUCAGACUGGAGCAGAUCGCCCUGAAAGUCGACUCAGUGUCCACUUUGGUCCAUCUGGACUUCCUGAUUGAGAAGAUGAAGGAAAAAGGAGACCAGGAGAAGGUCAAGAAACUGGAGAAGAUGAAGAUCAGGAUAGAGAAAUAAACUGAAGGUUAAACCCAACAGCAGAAAGUUGGGAAAAUGUUUAAGGAAACUCUGAAAAUAAAGCAAUAAGGAGUUUUAUUUUAACCCCUGUUUGAGCUAAACAUGAUGCAUCAUCAUCGGUUAAAGCUUAGAGAAUAUUUUACAUUGCAAAUAUUUAUUACUGUAAACCCCAAAUUUGAUAUCCGAUAAUUUUUUGCAACAUAUAUCAUUUCAUUUAUUAAUCAAAUUCUUAAAAACUAAGAAACUCAAUUACAAUUUAAAAAAUAUCUUUCUUGUUUUAACAAGGCUUCCCCAUGGUAGUAGAUUAAAUGACCUCAAAUUAAGGCCAGUACGAAGUAACUGAAGAUGGUAAAAGUAAACUUUUCAUCACCCUUUCAAAAAUAUUUUUAAUUUUCCGUUGAUGCUCAUUUCUUGUUUUACGUUCAUUUAACUAAAAUCUGUAUAAAAAUUAUAACUACUGGCAUUGGCAGGCCCUAGACUCCGUUCUGCUGUGGGCAUGCAUGCGCAGUGUUGGAACCACCUAAUGUGUCAUUUUUGUGAUGAUCCGUGUUUCUGUGUAUUUAUUUUAA
Molecule: messenger RNA, 2408 nt
Organism: Poecilia latipinna (sailfin molly)
Lineage: Eukaryota; Metazoa; Chordata; Actinopteri; Cyprinodontiformes; Poeciliidae
Exons: 3
Coding region: 22-1839 (605 amino acids)
Molecular function (GO): GTP binding
Source: RefSeq, a predicted model, not a curated record